AUGAUCAAGUCUCAAACUCAGGUUAAGGGUGCUCUCGAUACUAGGACAACUUUUAUCAGAUUUUUUGAACGGUUGACAAGUUCAGAGGUGAAGUAUGCAGAGGCAGUAGCCAUUUUAUGGGCAGUGGAAUCAGUUUAUCACAAUGGUUUUGGGCAAUGUUUGGAAGAAGGAAAUAACACUCCACAAGAAAUGAAAGAUGCUUGUAAAAGAUUUGGCAAUGACAAUUUCAAACAAUAUUGUCAAUCACUUGAAAACAUAGCUAAUCGAAGGCUAGAAGAGGUAUCGGACGAAGAAGUAUCGAAGACUGAAGUUUUAAUCCUCGAGUUUCUUGAAAAUGUUGUUCAUUUCUGGAGUAUGAAUCUUGAUGAAACUUGA
This is a messenger RNA of Lycium ferocissimum, 375 nucleotides long. RefSeq names its product probable bifunctional TENA-E protein. Bases 1 to 375 code for a protein of 124 amino acids. Gene Ontology annotation, cellular component: cytosol. The record is from RefSeq and is a predicted model, not a curated record. Lineage: Eukaryota; Viridiplantae; Streptophyta; Magnoliopsida; Solanales; Solanaceae. The transcript has 2 exons.